UGUGACGCAAUUUGAGAAUAUACCUCCGGGUUUAUACCUUCAGUGACUCACAAUAAAACAAAACGUUUUCUACUAAGGGAAGGGAGAUUUCAAACACCGAAGUGAGCCAACUGCAUGAAGAUAACUGGAAUGACGAUGUCUAGUAAACCGACUUUAGCAUUCUUCAUCUAUGGAAUUAUAAUGCAUAGCGCCUACUGCUCCCCGGUUGGGCUCGAUUAUCCUAGACUUAGCAUGCGUUUUAACGUUGGUGUAUUAAAGCUCGAAAACGAGGUUUUUGACGAGGACGGAGACACGUUUACGGACUUGGAUUUUGACGGCGAUCAAAUUGCUAUACGAAGCCCUCCCUCCCUCUUUGACAACGUGUACACAUUAUACUACCCUCCCGAAAAGAGAUCUGAAAGACACGCAGAUGGAAUCUUUAAUGAAGCCCACGGGGACGGACUUGGCCAGUUUCUUCAUUCUGCGGUGGCAGAGCGUGCGGGUGGAGGCGGUGUGAAGGAAGGUGACACAGAACCCUUAUCCAAAAGGCAUUCCGAUGGAAUCUUCACAGACAGCUACAGUCGUUACCGAAAACAAAUGGCGGUGAAAAAGUAUCUAGCAGCGGUUCUGGGAAGAAGGUACAGACAGAGAAUUAAAAACAAAGGCCGCCGUUUCUCCUAUUUGUAGCGUCAACAAUCCAAACAGCCCAUCUGUCCGGCCCUAUAAGAUCAAAUCGUUCUGAGCAGUGGAUUGCGCCUGUGUUCUUUAAACGUGUAUUUAUGUAUGAAGUAAAGCCAUUAAAAUGAAUAUUUUAAUAAUA
Molecule: messenger RNA, 799 nt
Organism: Anguilla rostrata (American eel)
Lineage: Eukaryota; Metazoa; Chordata; Actinopteri; Anguilliformes; Anguillidae
Product: glucagon family neuropeptides-like
Exons: 6
Coding region: 115-666 (183 amino acids)
Biological process (GO): adenylate cyclase-activating G protein-coupled receptor signaling pathway; neuropeptide signaling pathway; neuron projection development
Cellular component (GO): neuron projection; extracellular region; perikaryon
Molecular function (GO): peptide hormone receptor binding; neuropeptide hormone activity; pituitary adenylate cyclase activating polypeptide activity
Source: RefSeq, a predicted model, not a curated record